Messenger RNA from Patella vulgata (common limpet), 2831 nucleotides. Its product is annotated as reticulocalbin-2. Gene Ontology annotation, molecular function: calcium ion binding. Gene Ontology annotation, cellular component: endoplasmic reticulum. NCBI's taxonomy places the organism in Eukaryota, Metazoa, Mollusca, Gastropoda, Patellidae. The transcript has 7 exons. Bases 164 to 1156 code for a protein of 330 amino acids. The record is from RefSeq and is a predicted model, not a curated record.
CGAAUAAUAAAGAUUUGCUAUAUGUAGUGUUGUUCAUAACAGCUGCUCAUUAUUACAAGAAGAUUGGAGAGAAUUUACUUCUUCUCACUAUUGUAUAAAAUUAAAGCUUAAUUGCAUGUAGAAAAACUUCCAAGUGUGAGUUGUUCGCUUCGUAGAGUUUCCAAUGUUCUUAACACUUUUCUACAAGAUGGCCAGAUGUCACGACAAGAUGAAGUAUUUAUUAGUGUUAACGUUGAUAUCUAUAGUAACAGGAGCAGCCUUAGGAACAAAAGAACAUGUUCCUCCAGUAAAGAAACCACAUGAAGAAGCAGGAGAACACAAUCCUCAUUUUGAUCAUGAAGCAGUAAUUGGUUCAAGAAAAACUGAGCAGGAAUUUGAUGAAAUGAGUCCAGAGGAAGCACAACAAAGACUAACAUUAUUAGUAGCUCAGCAUGAUGGAAAUAAUGAUCAAAUUAUAACAAAAGAAGAGCUUGUGGAAUGGUUAAUGCAGUCAUUCAAAAAUUUAGAUGAAGAAGAUGCUACAGAAAAAAUGGCAGAAGAAGAUAUUAUAGAUGUAGAUCAAAAAGUAUCUUGGGAAGAAUAUCUAAAAUCACAAUAUAAUUAUGAACCUAGUGAUAUUGAAGAUUUUAAAAAACUAAGAACGACAGACAAAGAUAAUGAACAAAUGAAAGAAACAUUUGAACUACUUGUGCUAGUGGAGGAUGAUGAAGCUAGGUUUAUGACAGCUGAUGCUAAUCAUGACGGUAUGCUCAACAAAGAUGAAUAUUUUGCUUUCCAUGCUCCUCUUGAACACGUUCAGAUGCAUGAAUUUGAGAUUAAAAGAGUAAUGAAACAGUUUGAUAAAAAUAAUGAUGGUUCAAUCUCUAAAACAGAAUUUAUUGGAGAUGUUACAGAUAAAGAGCGAGUUAUUGCUGAAGAAGAGCAAUUCAAACUUUAUGAUACAGAUAAUAAUGGAAAGUUAGAUGAAGCAGAAACUCGAAAAUGGGUUAUUCAAGAUAGCAGAGUAGCUGCUAACGAAGAGGCUGAACAUCUUAUGAACAUGGCUGAUGAAAAUAAAAAUCGCGAACUUUCUUUAGCAGAAAUUGUAGAUCAUUAUGAGGAAUUUGUUGGUAGCCAAGCAACAGAUUAUGGCAGACAUUUAGAAGAUGAAUUGUAAUAAAUGUUAUCUUUAUUUUUCAUUAAAUUUUAAAAAUGUUAGCUAGUUUUGCUAUUGACUAUAUGUUUUUAGUUUACCUUUCAUCUAAUCAUAUUGGGGGUUCAUCAAAAAAACAACUUUGUGCUUGAACAAAUAUUCUAAAGACUUUUAGUCAGCUUUUAAUUUUUCAAAUAUAAUGUUUAUAUAUGUUUUUGCGAAGUUUUGCUGACUCAUCAACCUUAUGGUGUAGAAUAUUGUAUUAUUGAAUUUUUUUUCUUAAAGGAUGAGUUUUCCUGUAUAAGUUGUAUCCAUUGUAUCUGGGAAAUAAGGAAUUUAUAGAGUGCUUCAACUCUGUCAUCAUUGUUUAUGUAUCUUCAAAUUUCUUAUUUAUAUUAACACUCUAGCUUAUUGAGAUAAAAAACAUAUUAGUAUAUAUUUAAAAAAAUUUCUUAUAGAUAUCAAGAGUGUACUCUACAUAUAUUAAAGAACAAGAUUCAUUAUGUUAUUUCUAUUUGAUUAUUUUUGUCUUUUUAAAUUAAGACUUAUUUAUUAUUUCAAACAUUUGCUGAAUGUGGAAAACCUGCCGUCCACACUAAAUUCUCUCACCUCAUAUUGCACACGUAUUCAUAGAAAUAUAAAGAGCCCUGGACACGUCAAAAUUGAAGAGUAGGCAGAAAUGCUGCUGUUUGUGCAAAAUUCUCUGAUUAAAUAUUAGUAAGUGCAGGGGGACUGCACCACACAUAAUUUACACAUAAACAAAUACACGGACAAGACAUAUUACACAGAAAUCACAAACAAACGCACAAUUCAAAUAAAGUGAAUGGAUCCGGGGGCCAUCCGUAAGCGUCCACUGCGCUGUACAGUCCCGGGCCUGUAGUGACACCGACUUCACUCAAAUUUGAAAACAAUCAGGAAUAAAACCCAGAGAAACCAUUGUGUAAAUGCCAGCAUGAGUCAUGAUCUGCUAUAUGUUACAAGAAAUAUGAAUGUAAGCAUAUUGUAGUAAAAUUUAACUAUACAAGUAAUCACAUAGGUGAAAUGUAAAAAAAAACAAGUAGUCUAAAACUAAAUGCUCUAAGUCAAUUAAGAAACGUUUCAGUAUUCAAUAUGUAACAAUAGAAAUAAAAAUUACAUAUAUUUAUCGCAAAAUGAAUAAAGUACUGUGUAGAAAAGACAUUAAAUUCCAUUUUAUUCAUAUAUAUGUAACAAAGAUUAACAAUGUUUAUUUAUGUCCACAGCCAUACUAAACAUUUAUUCUAUUAUAAAUUUAAUGCAGUAUUAUAGCUUUAGAACAAAUUCAUCAAUUAUUAUAUGCCUUAUGUAUAUGUAUAAAAUAUAGUUUUUGAGAUGCCAAUUGAACAUUAUCUUUUGAUUUUAUUACUACUGGUGUAAGAGUUGAUGUGAUGACUGUCUAUGGGUUCUUUAAAAAUCUAUUAUAAAUCAUGAUGUAUUUUAAAUAAAUUUAAUUAUUUUGUGAUUUGUUUUUAAAAAUAUAUACGAAGAUAGCUAUGUCAUUCUUUGAAAGGAGACAGGUAUGAUAUAAUGUCUUCCAAUCUCCAACUUCAAGUAAUUUCAAUCAUUCCUGUUAUAUGUAUGAAUGUAUUAUAACCAUAUCAACAACUAAAUCAUGUGAAUACUUAUUUAAUGUUAUAAAUGUUUAAAUGUUCAGUCAAUAAAUAAUUUAUUUAAUAUUCAA